ACCACAGUGGAUCGAGAGAGUGAGAGCACUGUGAUUCUGAUUCUGAUUCUGAUUCAUCGUUGCUCCACAAAUGGCUACGAAAGUUGCAUUCCGAGCAGAAACAUUUAUGCUGUUACUGCUUCUUCUCCCUUUCUCCUUCUCCCAAUCGAUUUCUCAUUCUCACUCUUCCGCCGCCAUCGAUCUCUUCGCUCCGACUCACGGACUCUUCCCAAGUUUAGAAGAUGCGUACGAGGCGCUUAGAGUUUUUGAAAUUCUCGGAAUCGAAAAGAAGCCUCUUGCCAGCGCAGAGACUUGUCAGAAAGUGUUGGAAAAUCUACGCUCGUCUUCCCCGCUUAAGGAUUUGUUCUAUGCCUUGAAAGUAAAUGGCAUGUUAAAAUGCAACGUUAAUGGGGAAGUUUUGAAGGAUAUUGCUUCGGGACUUAAAGCCACUGUUCAUGAUGCAAGUACUUUGCUUGACAUAUAUUACUCAAUAGGAGGUUUGGUUCUUAUAAAGGAUCAGGAUUCUAAGGUUGAUGUGCUUCUUGCUGAUGCUGAUGGGAUUUUUCAAUCAAUCAAGGCACUAAGUCAAAGCGACGGAAGAUGGCGCUAUAGUUCUGAUAAUCCAGAGUCUAGUACCUAUGCUGCUGGAUUGGCACUUGAAGCACUUGCUGGAGUGAUCUCACUAGCAUCUUCUAAAAUUGAUCAGUCUAAGGUCAAUAUAGUGAAAAAUGACAUAGUGAAGCUUUUUGACAGAAUUGAGAAAUAUGAUGAUGGAAACUUUUAUUUUGAUGAGAAAUUUGUUGGUGGACUUGAGCAUCAAGAUUCUCUUUCCACAACUUCUUCAGUUGUUCGAGGGGUUACUGCAUUUGCUGCUUUAACUUCAGGAAAAAUAAAUCUUCCAGGGGAUAAAAUAUUGGGUUUGGCAAAAUUUUUCUUGGGCAUUGGAGUCCCAGGAGAUGCUAAGGACUUCUUCAAUCAAGUUGAAGCAUUAGCUUUUCUAGAGAACAACAGGAUUUCCAUCCCAUUGAUAUUGUCAAUCCCUGAAACAGUUUAUUCAUUGACCAAAAAAGGCCAACUUAAGGUUAGGGUGAAUACAGUGCUUGGUUCAGCUGCACCACCUCUAACAGUUAAGAUUGUCCGUGCUUUUAGUACUGCUGCAAAAGAUUCAGCUAUUAUUGACAGCAAGGAACUCCAGUAUGACCAAAAAAGUGGAUUUCAUGUCUUGGAUGCUUUCCUGAAGAAUGUGGAUGUGGGGACAUAUGUGUUUGUUUUUGAGAUUGUGCUUCAUCAUGCGGACAGUGAAAAAGUUUAUGCAACUGGAGGCCAAAUUCAUGUACCAAUAUAUGUCACUGGAAUUAUUGAAGUUAGCAAUGCAGAAAUUGUAGUUCUGGACAGUGAUCUUGGAAGUGCUGAAACCCAGAAAAUGCUAGAUUUGGGUGGAAACGAUGCUUUAUCGCUCUCAGCUAACCAUCUGCAAAAGUUGAGGUUUUCUUUCCAAUUGGCAACUCCUCGUGGUCAAGUUUUUAAGCCUCAUCAGGCACUUCUCAAGUUGAGACAUGAGACAAAGGUUGAACACGUCUUUGUGGUUGGAAAUACCGGCAAGAAAUUUGAGAUAAUUCUUGAUUUUCUUGGCUUGGUGGAGAAACUUUUUUAUCUCUCAGGCAGAUAUGACAUUGAGCUAACUAUUGGCGAUGCUGUCAUGGAGAACUCUUUCUUAAGGCUUCUUGGCCAUGUGGAAUUAGAUCUUCCAGAGGCACCUGAGAAAGCAGCCCGUCCUCCGCUGCCACCUGUUGACCCUUACUCAAGAUAUGGGCCCAAAGCAGAGAUUAUCCAUUUGUUCAGGGCUCCUGAAAAGCGUCCACCCCAGAACCUCUCUCUUGCUUUCUUGGGUUUGACCCUUUUGCCAUUCAUUGGUUUUUUGGUUGGGUUAUUGCGUUUAGGGGUGAACCUAAAGAAUUUCCCUGGUUCAGCAGUACCUGCUACAUUUGGAAUCCUUUUCCAUCUUGGUAUUGCUGCAGUUUUGUUUCUUUAUGUACUUUUCUGGUUGAAGCUGGACCUGUUCACUACACUCAAAACACUUGGUCUUUUGGGAGCUUUUUUGAUGUUUGUGGGACACAGAAUUCUUUCCCAUAUUGCUUUGACAUCAGCCAAGUUAAAAUCUGCAUGAGCGGAACAAAUAAUUUUUAUUUAUAAAGAGCCGAUGAGAAUUCUAGUUUUUCCUUUAAAGCAAUGGUACCAAUCCAAUUUUGUAGAACCUUUGUUGGAUUAUCUAAUGACAAAUUUAGA
Molecule: messenger RNA, 2265 nt
Organism: Abrus precatorius (Indian licorice)
Lineage: Eukaryota; Viridiplantae; Streptophyta; Magnoliopsida; Fabales; Fabaceae
Product: dolichyl-diphosphooligosaccharide--protein glycosyltransferase subunit 2-like
Exons: 19
Coding region: 71-2146 (691 amino acids)
Biological process (GO): protein N-linked glycosylation
Cellular component (GO): oligosaccharyltransferase complex; membrane
Source: RefSeq, a predicted model, not a curated record